UCUUACAGCAAACCGUAGGGUACGGUUCUGUACCGAGCGUCUAGGAGAGUCUCCCGUCUCCCGUUCAAAACAAAAAAUACGGUAAUCAUUGACCCCCAACAAAAUCAUUGUCAGUGAUCAUAGACGAUCAGACAGCUCGAAGCAAGGACUCGUACACCAACAGAACAAAAGCAAAGCAAAGCAACGCAACGCAUAGCAAAGCAAACCCAACACGACACAACGAUGYCGAGCACGAGAGCGGCGGUAGCCCUCCUGGCGCUGGCGUUCUGCGCCGGGGGCGUGGACGCCAUCUACAAGGACGACGCCGGGGUCCUGGACUUUUCCGUCGCCACGGCGGGUCACGGCGCCAUCGGGUGGGCCCGGACGGCCGGCAGCGGAGACCACGAGAAGGCGAUCCUCCUGACCACGGACCUUGCGGCCGUUUCUUCGCAGGGAACCUCCUGCUACGUGGCCGGCCGGAGCACCCAGAGCGGGGGCCUCCUCUGGCGCCGGAACGUCUGCUCCGUUCCGAAUGCCGGGGCGCAGGCCCACGCGGUGGCGAUGGGGAGCGGGGAGGAAUCCGUUUUCUACACGGUCGACCACACCGGGGUGGCCCGGGCGUGGAAGGCGGCCAACGGAGACCUCUUGUGGGACGCCAAGGUCGUCCCGGGCGCCAGGCCAAGGAUCUUUGCGCCGGACGGCCUUGGAUACGUGGCGGUCGCYUCCGGGACGAACGAGCUCGUUCUGCUCGACGCCGGCACCGGAAGCCUCGUGGACACCAUUGACACCGGGGGAUCCGGCCCCCGAGACGGACAGGUCCUGGAAUGGUUGUCGGUGGAAGCAGCAACAGCAACARCUUCGGCCUCCUCCUCGCUCUCCGUGGCCUUUGCCAGGGUGCAAGCGUCGGACGGAAGCUUCCAGGGAAGCGACUUUUACACCGGAACCUACCAGGUGGGCAGCGGCGGAUCCCUCAAGGUGGGUGCCGGAACCCUCAAGGGGUCCUCCAAAAACCUUUUGGCCGAUACGGUUCGGAUCUCCGGCGACGACGUCUGGGCGGUGACGGCCGACGGUGCAAUCGUGCACAACCACRAGGUUUCCAUGGCCUCGGAGUGGAGAGGCGAUUGGGACCGCGUGGUCGGGGUAGAGCCCACCGGGGAUCCCCUGGUCGUCUCGGUAUCCGGAAGCGCCUCCGCCGGUGCCGAGUCCACCAUGGACCUCUUUCGAUACGACGCCGGGUCGUCCUCGUGGAAACAAGUCUCAAGCAGCGAUGGCGUGGGUUCUUCCGCAGCGGCUCUGUGCCCCGUCGCCGGAUUGGUCGUCGAAACACCGCUCGACCGAUCGGUGCGGGCCUACGAAUCCGCUUCGGGCAAGGUCCUGGCCGCAACCGGGGACGUCUUUGGUGCCGACGGCGAUUCGGUGGCCGUCGUUUCGGUUCUGGAGGAGUCCGCGGGAGGGGCCACCGUCCUCAUCGGAACCGAGCGGGGAACCACGACCGUCUUCUCGGUGACCAAAGCCGCUUCCGGGGAUUCUGUGGCCGUGAGCGUCCUCUGGACCGCCGAGGAGGGUCUCUCGAGCCUCUCCUCGGCCAUCAUCCUGGAUGCCAGCCACCUGGGAUCGGACGACCUGGUCGAGGAACAGGACAGCGUUGCCUACAGGCUUUCUCUGGCCGGCCGCCUCAAGGCCCAGUGGCAGGACGUCGAAGCCAUGCUUUUCCGAAGAAGCGGCACUUCCGCCGCCAGCGGAGGAUUCCAGUACCGCGACCACCUGUUUGGAUUCCUCAAGGUGUCGGCGCUCUUGUCCCCCAAGGCCCACCGGCUCUGGGGGAUGCGCACCUGGGGAGAGGGCAGCGGGAGCGACGAGGACGCCCGCGGGUCGAUCCUCUGGUCCCUCGACCUGCCCAAGAACGCCUUGUGGCACAGCAUGGUCCACGGGACGACCAACGCGGCCCGGGCCGCCCACGGGAUCCACGGGGACACCCACAGCCGCGAAAUCCUGRUCCUCUCGGCCUCGGCCGACAAGAUCGACUGGAUGUGCAUCGACGGGACCAGCGGUGCCGUCAACGCGCAGGACUCGGUCCCCGUCCGGGCACCCGUCCUCCAGGUCCUGCCGGUCUACGGCUCGGCCGGCAGCGGCGGCUGCCGCCAGGCUGCCCUGCUCCUCGGGGACGACAUGAGCCUCACCGCGGUUCCGGGGGAUGCUCAGACCAGGGCACUGGUCCAGAGCCACCUCCACAAGACCCCCAACGGGCUCUACACGCACAAGAUCGACCGGGUCGCCAACAAGGUCGAAUCCUUCCGGGUGUCGUCCGCUCUGGAGGAAGGCUUUGUCGCGCAGCCCGUGGGGCUGACCUCCUUCGGGGGGGAACAGAUCGCCGAGGUGGCCUAUCCCCUCCGCCACGAGGACAUGCAGUCGAUGAGCACCAUCCUCGGAGACAACUCGCUGCUGCUCAAGUACAUCAACCCCCACAUGGUCGUCGUGGUCACCAUGCUGUCGGAGGCCGAACAGCAGUCGACGACGGACGUCGCCAGGGCCCUUUCCGAGUCGAGCUCGAAACCCCGCAAGCCCGCCGGCGCGGCGGCCCCCGGAUCGUCGUCCACCGCAACUUCCCCGCAGCCCCUCCCGAACAUGUUCGUGAACCUGGUCGAUACGGUCUCGGGCCGCGUCCUGUACCGGCACGGCCACUCGGGCGUGGACCCGGGCAAGAAGGUCUCGGUGGUUGUUUCCGAGAACUGGGUCGUCUACUCGUACGUCAGCGAAAAGACGCGGCGGACCGAGAUCGGCGUGCUGACCCUCCACGAGGGCAUGAUCGAGCCCAAGGGCCUCACGUACUUUUCCCGCCCCGAGCAGUCCUCCUCCUUUUCCAGCUUUGACGCCCGUGAGUCCAAGCCGGUCGUCCUUUCCAAGGUAUACGCCUUUCCCAAGACGGUCACGGCCCUUGGGGUCACCCGGACGAGACAGGGGAUCAGCCGACAGAACAUUCUGGUCGCCGCCUCGGACGGCUCCCUCAGCACCAUCAACAAGAUGAUGCUCGAGACGAGGCGCCCCGUAGGAGAGGCCAAGCCGGAGGAGAAGAAGGAGGGACUGGUGCCCUACCAGGAGUUGAUCCCAGCGACCCCCCUGUUCUCGCUCAACUACAACCAAACGAUGGAGCCCUUCACCUCGAUCGUGUCCUCGACGACCUCGCUGGAGUCCCAGUCCCUGGUCUUUGGGUUCGGCGGGCCCGACCUGUUCUUUACCMGGACCUCCCCCACCAAGGGCUUCGACCUGCUGCCCGAGACCUUCAACAAGGUGCUGGUGGCGGCCACCACGGUGGGGAUCGUUGCCGCGCUGCUCACCGUGCAGCGAAUGGGACAGAGAAAGGCGCUCAAGCAGAGCUGGGCGUAGCUUUCGACGGCGGGUUUGGUAGACAUUGUGGUAGCAACMGGACAGCCAAACGCAUCAACACGUUUGCGAUGUACUAAAGGAUAUUCGUUAUC
Messenger RNA from Pseudo-nitzschia multistriata, 3455 nucleotides. The record is from the annotation of a GenBank genome assembly. Lineage: Eukaryota; Bacillariophyta; Bacillariophyceae; Bacillariales; Bacillariaceae.